AUGGCUGGCCCGGCGGGAUUAACCUACCUUUACAUCCCUCCAACCUCCCUCCUCUUCCUCGAGCUCUUCUUCUGCAGACUACACAACAUACCCUCUGGUCUGCCAACAUGGACCGAACAUAUCUGCGUGACCCGGGAUAAUCCGUAUCCGCUCCCAUGCGACCUCCCCGAAAUCCAUCGCCAAUCGCUACGAUCGCUGAUGCUGAUGCACGUCUUCGGUGCGCCGUUCUGCUCCCCCCACUUCAGUGAAAAUCCACCGAAACGGGUGCUGGAAAUCGCAUGUGGCUCGGCAAUGUGGUCAAGCGCGUGCCACGAGUAUUUUGCGAAGCGAGGACAUCCAAAUGUUUCUUUCACGGGAAUUGAUAUUAUAAGCAUCGCUCCGGAUUUACAAAAGGAAGGUGUCAAUUGGCAAUUCAAACGCCACGACCUACGGAGUCCGAAACUGCCCUUUCCAGACGGAUAUUUUGAUUUCGUGUUCAUCAAAGAUGCUGGCGUUGCUCCCACUGGUCCGGAUCUGCAAGCCGUUCCGUUGUCAGAGCCGCUCCGGGUUCUAAAAGCGGGUGGCAUCCUUGAAGUCUGGGAAUCGGAUUUUAUCUUCAGAUCUCUGCUUCCUGAUCCACCAAGUGCGCCUGGAUUGUCGCAGAGGGACCAAGAACAGGCCGACGCCACUGGGACAUACACCAUCUUCCCUGCCACACCGUUCGCAGACGCGCAAAACAAAUAUUUGCGCGACUAUAACUUGUGGACUGAAAAAGCAUUCGAACUACGCAAACUUACUCCCAUGCCGUGCGCCACAAUCAACUUGUCGUUUACGUCUGAAUCGGAAUCCUUCCAAAGCGUGGAUAGUCGUAGAAUCGCCAUUCCCCUUGGCGAAGUGAAAUGGGAACACAAGUCGAACGGGGGAAUGAGUCCACGCAAGAAUUUAACAGAAGAUCAACUAUCUUUGCGCCAUACCGCUUUGCUGAAUGUCAUUCAAAUGAUUGAAAGUAUGGAGCCGAUACUGAUGGAGGCGAGUGGAAAAGGUAGGGCUGAGUGGGACCGGUGGUGGGCGGGUAUGACGCAAGACCUGCUGCAAAAAGAUGGAGUCGCGAGCGGAGAGUGUUUGGAAGUCGGUGCCUGGUGGGGCCAGAAGCGAUGA
Messenger RNA from Uncinocarpus reesii 1704, 1137 nucleotides. RefSeq lists its product as uncharacterized. The record is from RefSeq and is a predicted model, not a curated record. NCBI's taxonomy places the organism in Eukaryota, Fungi, Ascomycota, Eurotiomycetes, Onygenales, Onygenaceae. The coding region runs from base 1 to 1137 and encodes 378 amino acids. The transcript has 2 exons.